Molecule: messenger RNA, 2203 nt
Organism: Megachile rotundata (alfalfa leafcutting bee)
Lineage: Eukaryota; Metazoa; Arthropoda; Insecta; Hymenoptera; Megachilidae
Product: pyruvate kinase
Biological process (GO): glycolytic process
Molecular function (GO): pyruvate kinase activity; magnesium ion binding; potassium ion binding
Source: RefSeq, a predicted model, not a curated record
GUAUAUUUAAAAAAACUCUGCACGUUUCAUGAUACAUAUUCUAAAAAUAUGUUUUCUCAGAAAAAUAUUAAUUCCUAUUCAAAGUUUAUAAAAUAGAGAUCGUUUAUUAAUCUUCUCUUACUUGUAAACUGUAAUAAGCUGAAAUCUUUACAACUGAAAGAUGUUAGCUCUUUUAUUAUGAUUCGAGUUACUGAGGUUUGACUGUAUGUUUAUUGUCAAUAUUCAAAUUUUUUUUAUAACCACAAAAUGUAGUAUUAAGUGUCAAAUAACCUCACCAAACCAAUAGCAAAAUGGAUUACUUAACUUUUGAUUAUAAUUACUGAAAUUUGUGUACAUGUACAAUUAGUCCCCAAAAAUUACCAAGUGUUUUGUACUAUACGUAAUAUAUACCAUGAUAUGUUCUAAUGCAAAUUCGUCAGCAACGAAAGUUGUGAAACCAUGUCAUCAACCACCAUGGAUGGUACAUUUAGAAGACCACUGUUUAAUGGAUAACCAAUUAAGUGCUGCCUAUCAAACUACACGUCUUGAGCACAAUAUAAAUCUUGAUAUAACUUGCUGCCCUAAAGUAGCAAGACUCACUAAACUUAUGGUUACACUGGGUAAUGCGAAUUCUCAUCCCGAAGCUAUCGUUGAAAUGAUGAUGGCUGGAGCAAACAUAGUCCGCUUGAACAUGUCCCAUGAACAAGAAAAAUGGCAUGCAAUCACGGUGCAGUCUAUUAGAGAAGCUGGAAAUAGAAUGUAUGAAUACACCAGCGAUAUUUAUCCUCUAGGAGUCGCGAUGAAUUUGAGAGGUCCCGAAAUACGGACGGGAAUAUUCAACGGUGAUCCUCUGAAUAGAGGAUAUGCACAAUUAAAAGAAGGUGGUAUAGUUAGACUAGUAACGAAUGAUCUUGCAAAACGAGCAGGAUCUGCUUGUUGCUUUUGGAUUUCCUAUCCUAAUUUACCACGAGUAUGUCGUCCCGGAGAUAAAAUACUGAUCGAUCGUGGUGCUGCUAUACUGCAAGUCAGAUGUGUUCGUGAAACAUCUCUAGUUUGCAAAGUCAUAAAAGGAGGUAUUAUAAAAGACGAAAAACUUGUACAAUUAAUGGACAGUAUCAUUCCACUGCCUCAAAUUUCUGAAACGGAUAACGAACACAUUAGACUAGCAGCCGACUUAGAAUGUGACAUUCUUAUAGCGAAUCACGUGCGUAAUAAGAGACUUAUUAACGGGAUUAAAAGUCGUUUAAAACAGAUAGGCGCUAAUAAAGUUUGCGUGAUGGCGAAAAUUUCUUCGCAACAAGGUUUGGAAAAUUUUGACGAAAUUUUGGGCGCUGCCGACGCUAUUCUUCUCGAUAGAAAAAGCGUAGAAAUUGACGUGGGUCCUGAAAAGAUGUUUCUUGUUGAAAAAGUUGUCAUUGGGAAGUGUAUGAAUGUAGGAAAACCAGUUAUGUUAGCUUUUCACGUGCCUAACUGCGGACAACCAAGAAUCGACAUGAAUUUAAUAGCAAACGCGGUGUUAACUGGCACUGACGGAAUUUUUCUUAAGACGGGUACUUUGAAUUGCAAACAAACUAGCGAAUUAUUGAAAAAUAUCGACGUAAUAUGUAGAGAAGCUGAAAGCGCUAGAUGGCAAAGGGAAAUCUUUAACGACCUCAGUCAUAAGAUAGCUAUACCUUUGGAUCCUUCGCAAGCGAUCAUCGUGGGUGCAAUCGAAACAUGUUCAAAGUCUAACGCAGCUGCAAUUAUUGUAACAACAACAAGCGGUCGUACUGCCACUAUGUUGUCACUAUAUCGACCUAGAUGUCCUAUCGUUGCUAUUACUCGUUAUGGAAUUGUUGCUAGAUCGUUGCAACUUUAUCAUGGACUUUAUCCACUUCAUUAUAUUAAUCCGCCAUUAUGUGACUGGAGUAAAGACAUGGAAACUCGGAUCGAAAGCGGCGUCAAUUUUCUCCGAAGAAAAAAGUAUAUUAAAGUUGGUGACGCGAUUAUAAUCGUAAGUGGAUGGCGUCAAGGAAUAGGCUUCACGAAUUGCAUACGCAUAAUUUAUGUUCCACCUGAACACGUCUGUAUACAAAAUGAACUAUCAGAUUUCGAACUCUGCUUGUAAAACAUUCGGAAAACCAACUCAUUUUCAAAUAAAAUUAUAAUUAUAACAAGAUGUUAUCUGCAUCCUGUAUGAAAGCAAUCUUCAUCUUCGCCAUGAUUGGUUUCGUUUUUGGCGUCG